AUGGAAGACGUGAUCGUCGUUCUAGACGGCGCUACUGAGGCGGCGGUGGAGACGGCUGUGGCACGCAAGACAUGUACUAAUUGCAACACCAAGCAAAACAUUGAGCAGUUUCUGCCUUCCAUCCGACGUACUCCUCUCGACGAGUUCAACCAAACGCAUGCGCUGCUCUCACUAGCUUACCCGACCCUGUUUCCUCGAGGGGUUGCGGACUUCGUUGAACCUAGACAGCACAAGAUCUCCUACCAGGAUUACAUCCAGCAUGCCAUGAAGUGGGAAGAUAGCCGAUUCGCUAAACAUCACAGCUUCCGAUUCAUCGCGCUAAACAGUCUGAUGAGGCAGCAGGCAAGGGGUCACAGUCGAUUCUACGUCAGCAAGAAUCACCGCACACCUCUUACGAAGGAAGCCCUUCAGGAGGCGCUUGCCGACCCAGACAGACCGGAAGCUCAGGCCAUUCUGAAUCGGAUUUCUCGUUUUGCUGGUGUCAUCAAAGGUACAAGUCCCUUUUGGUACCGUCGACGUCGCGAGUGCGAGUCUUUUGCGCACUACCUGGGUGUCCCCUCUACUUUCAUCACACUGAGCCCAGCCGAUCUGCAUUGGCAAAGCCUCUACCAGCACAUGCCCGAAUACGAGGAGUGGAAGGUGUCAGAACAAGCCCACGGCGGCUUGCGCCUAGGACCUGGGUCACCAGAGACGCAUGGCCAAGUCCGAGAGGUUGCCGAGGUCAUCAAGAGGCCUGGAAAGGGCUGGUGGUCGUUCGAAGCCGAGCGCAACGAUACCCACCUGAACCAGUACAAUCCACUCGUGCCUCUCUGCUGGCUGGCCAAUACAGACUGCUCGCCCUGCACGAGUGUGGAGGCUGUCAUCAACUACGCUGCGAAAUACUGCAGCAAGUCUGAGGCCCAGACCAGCACAUAUGCGCAGAUUGCACAGAACAUCCUGCCCCACAUAUCAGACAACAACCCGAUGGUUUCGUUCGUGUCGAAAUUGAUGAACAAACUAAUUGGGGAGAGGGACUACUCUGCGCAGGAGAUCUGCCAUAUCCUCCUGGGACUCCCUCUCCAAGAGGAUAGCCGAGUGGUCCAGAGUGUUGACUGUAGACCCCGCGAGAGGCAUGCUCGCCUAAUCGACAUCACGGCUGAUGGCGAUAUCCAGGAGUCUCAGACAGCAUACGAGAAGUAUCUUCGGCGGCCUGGCUCAAUGGGUGACGUCUCCUACUUCGAGUUCCUGCAAGACUGGAACUUGAAGGCGCGGAAUCCGGCGAGGUGGGCGAUCUGGCAGCCUCCUGCAAUGCCCAGGGUGUUGUAUUAUUACCCCCGAUACAAGCCGGUCCGUUCCCAUCAGCAGUACUCUGACUUCUGCCGCGUCAAGCCGCUCCUGAACCACCCCCAUCGCCAGUCCGAACAGUUGCUCGAGGUUGAUGAUCUGCAGCUUGACAACUACACUUCCGCAUAUCAAUACUGCCUCGAGCACCACGACCACCAGGACGACCACUACGGUACUGUCGACGAGCCCGAUCUGUUGCCGGAAGAGGAUGAAUUCGAGCGAGGGGAGGAUGCUGGGGACAUCACCCGUGAGGAUUGGCAGGAGGUGGCCCGGCUGGUCCCCGACCUCCAACUUCCCGAAGAACCAGCCGACUUGCUUGGACGCCGAGACAUUGAUGUCAAUUGCGACUGGACACGACACAUUGGUCGCUACUGGCACGAUCAGUCGAGGCAGCUUCCUAUGGCCGAGUUUCCCCAUUGUCAGGGCGGCCCCGACGGGCGUGGCGAGCAACCAGACGGGGGACAGACUCUGCAUUCCCUACUGCGGCUCCCCGUCGACGGAAAUUACCGCUCGCUCUCCGAGACUCCGACGACCCUGAACGCCCUACAGCGGCGGUCCAGGGGCAUCCACUACCUCGUGAUCGACGAGAAGAGCAUGCUGGGCCUCAAAACCCUCGCGUGGAUCGAUCAGCGCCUACGAGAGGUGUUUAAGCACGAGGGUGUGGGUGCGGAGAAGGUUGAGUCCUCAAAUGCCGGCAACUUGGCCAAGCGCUUUCCCUUGUGUGUUGGUUGCAGGGUGAUGCUAACGCGGAACUUGUGGGCCGACGUCGGGCUCGUCAACGGUGCGCAAGGCACAGUCUACGACAUAUCUUGGAAAGAAGGUGCUGACGUGCUGCGAGACCCGCCCGAGGUCAUCAUGGUGGCCUUCGACGACUACGACGGCCCCGCCUUCACGAUGCCGAACGGGGAGCCGCUCCGCAGUGGAGAGAAGCUGGUUGUUCCCAUCCUCCGAGUGCGGCAGGACUUCAUGGUCGGCGCCAACUCAUGUUCAAGAGAGCAGUUCCCGCUGUUGGUCAGCUAUGCGAUCACCGUCCACAAGUCACAGGGCAUCACUCUCGACAAGGUUGUCUGCGAUAUCUCUGCGCCGGAGUUCGCUUCUGGUCUCUCCUACGUGGCCGUUUCCCGGGUGAAGACACUGGGUGGGCUAAUGUUUGAGAAGCCCUUCGACCGCAACAGGAUCUAUCGCGAGACACCAUCACGAGCUAUGGGGUUGAAAUUGUCCGAUCACGCUAUCAGGCAACUGCAGGCGUUAGAUGCUGUGGCGGGGAAGGAUCCCUCAGAGGAGUCAAUAGGUAUAUAA
This is a messenger RNA of Chaetomium globosum CBS 148.51, 2622 nucleotides long. RefSeq lists its product as uncharacterized. The coding region runs from base 1 to 2622 and encodes 873 amino acids. The transcript has 3 exons. The record is from RefSeq and is a predicted model, not a curated record. NCBI's taxonomy places the organism in Eukaryota, Fungi, Ascomycota, Sordariomycetes, Sordariales, Chaetomiaceae.